Drosophila albomicans is the source of this 4258-nucleotide messenger RNA. RefSeq names its product homeobox protein 13 (gene Trf2). Bases 1430 to 3673 code for a protein of 747 amino acids. Gene Ontology annotation, biological process: DNA-templated transcription initiation. The record is from RefSeq and is a predicted model, not a curated record. Gene Ontology annotation, molecular function: general transcription initiation factor activity; DNA binding. The transcript has 7 exons. NCBI's taxonomy places the organism in Eukaryota, Metazoa, Arthropoda, Insecta, Diptera, Drosophilidae.
GUUGUUAGAGAGCCGAGCGACUGUGAAGACGUACGUGUGUGCUCAUACAGUGCUCUCAAGAAUUUAUUUUUGGAAAAUUCUAGAACAAUCAACAAAUUAAACAAUACUUAAUUACUUAGAAGAGUUACAAAAAUCAUAUAAAUUUAUGUGCGCGUGUGUGUGUGCACAUCUACAAUAAAAAGAGAAAAGUGUACAAAUACAAAGCGAAAAAGUAACGGAAAGUUCGUAAACGACAUUCUUUGCUCUCUCUCUCUCUCAAUUUGUCGCUCUUUUGUGGUCGCGGCCGAGCGCAGCAGCAAACAACAGUACAGCAUAGCAGCGAGCGCGCAAGCGAGAAGGCGAACCAACGUCGUUGUCGCUCGCUCGCUCACUCACUGAGAGAGCUAGCCGAGAAAACAAACGAAACAGACACACACAGACAGCCAAGCAGAGCAGCCAAAGCAGCAGUAGAGCUUUUGAGUGCAGACCGCGCUCGCAACCACAAUCGAAAGAGUAGCAAAGCGCACACAUACAACAAAAUCGAGACGCGACCUACUCUAAAAAAAAAAAAAAAAAAAAAUACGAAAAAGGCUCCUUGGUCGAGAUUUCCAAUAUAAAAAACCUAAUUAAGGACUAUUAAGAGACUGUAAUAAAGGAACAACAACAACAACAAAUAAAAAACAAGCUAAAUUUAUAACAAAGGAGAAAGAACGGAAGACUAGAAAUAAUAAUAAUAAUUAAUAUAAAAACAAACAAACCAACAACAACAAAACACAAAUCAAAAACCUUAUUUAAAUACAAAACAUAUAAAGAGCAAAGUAUUUGGUUUUGGUCAUCACAACAAAAAUCACUUUAAGCCUUAUAAAAAAAAAAACAAACAAACAAAAAAAAUAUUAGCAUAAGAAAUUGCAAGCGUUCAGCAAAGGAGCAACAAAAUAACAAAAACUACAACAAGAAGGCAAUGCUGUUGUUGUAAGUGAGAAACCAAAUCACACACAUUCGCUCGCAAGUGAACUAAAUCAAAGAAGAAGAAAAGAAGGAAUACGAAGAAACUAUUGCUAACUCUGUCUACGUCAAGAACACCACAAUCAAAGCAGGAAGUUGCUAGGCGGCAAAGCAGGAAGGAAGACAGAAAAGAAAAUCAGCAGGGCAGCACUGUCAAAUCAGCUGUGCGUGUGAGUGUGUGUGUAGAGUGUUAUUGUGUUGUGCUCUUUUAGCGCACACAAACGCUGCAGUAGUCGCUGCGCCAGCGUCGACGCCGGCAGCCAUGAGCAACAGUGACGCAAACGCAUAAACUGCAAGCAGAGAGCAUUAAGAAAAAGGCAAGCGAAAAAAAAGAAGGAAAGAUAAAAGGAAGACAACAAGCAGAAUCGAAAGGAGCCAAGUAAAAGGCGAGACAACGAAGAAGGAAGGCGAAGAAGAAGACAGGCGAGUGAGAGAGAGCAACCUGAUGCAAAACGAUAUGGUCAGCAUCCCAUCGGCCAAUAUGAAUGGCGGUCUCAAGGCAGCCAACAACAGCAGCGGCAACGUUGUCGGCGUCGGCGUCGCCGGCACAGUGUUGACUAACGCACAACGUGUUUAUCUGACACCCGCAUCCAGCUAUCAUCUCGCAGCGGCCGCACGGCAAACAGCAGCUGGCGUCGGCGUCGCUGCUGCGGCUGGCAGUAAAGUAGGAAAUACGGCCGCAACGGGAAUUGCAGGCAAUGCGGUGGCUGCAAAUCCAAAUGCGGUGGCGGCAGCAGCAUCGACAAGCGGCGCUGCUGGAACCGUGCGUUAUUUUUCGCAAUUUAGCAAACUGCAGCCGGUGCAGCCAGUGUUGAAUGCCAGUGUUGUGCAACGCAAGCUGAUCAAUCCCGAGGCGAUGGUGUUGGUAAAUGGCAACAAACCGUUGAUAUUUGCUACUACACCAGCAGCAGCAGCCAAUAACAACAACAAUAAUAGCAAUAAUAACAACAUCAACAAUGGCAAGUUGCUCACUGCAGCAGCAGCAACAACAACAACGACAUCAGCGGCGGCAACAACAACAGUUCCUAAUGGCAGCAGACUGGUGCUCAAUAAGCAGCAACAACUAUUGCUGCUGCAGCAGCAACAACAACAACAGCAGCAGCAAUUGCAACUGCAACACCAACAACGACAGCAACAACUGCGACUGCAACUGCAGGAAGAGCAACAGCAAGCGUCUGUGAUGGAACAACAGCAAGUGGAGGAUCUGAUCGAGGAGGAGGAGGAGGAGGACGUGGAAGAAGUGGUGGAGGAUCAGGAACCGGAGCAGCAACAGCCAUUGUCAUUGGUAGUCGGCGGAGCGGCUGGCGGCAAAUCGGUGGCGGAUUCGGAUGCUGAACCUGAGCUGGACAUUGUGAUCAAUAACGUUGUCUGCUCGUUCAGUGUGCGCUGUCACCUCAAGUUGCGCGAGAUCGCAUUGAAAGGCUCCAAUGUGGAGUACAGACGCGAGAAUGGCAUGGUCACCAUGAAGCUGCGUCGUCCCUACACUACAGCUUCAAUUUGGUCCUCGGGCAGGAUUACGUGCACAGGCGCCACAUCUGAGUCGCAGGCCAAGAUUGCGGCUCGUCGCUAUGCUCGCUGCCUGGGCAAACUGGGUUUUCCGACGCACUUCCAGAACUUUCGGAUCGUGAAUGUGCUGGGCACCUGCAGCAUGCCCUGGGCAAUUAAAAUAGUCAAUUUCUCGGAGCGUCAUCGUGACAAUGCCAGCUAUGAGCCCGAGCUGCAUCCCGGCGUCACCUACAAAAUGCGCGAGCCCAAGGCUACGCUCAAAAUCUUCUCCACGGGCAGCAUAACGGUAACAGCCGCCAGCGUGAAUGACGUGGAAUCCGCCAUACAGCACAUUUAUCCGCUGGUGCACGAGUUCCGCAAGCAGCGUUCGCCGGAGGAACUGCAACAUCUGCGGCAGAAGCAGCGUGCCCAGAGCGGUGAGCAGGGCAACAACGAGCUGGAUGACGCCGAUGAUACAGCCAACAACGAUACAGCCAAAGAGGAUUUGUUUGCGAACACAACCGCCGCCCACAACAAUCAUAAUAACCAGAACAACAAUGCACCAAAUGCCACCCGCCCGAUGCCAAUGAAUGCCUCGAUGCGUCGCUUGGAUCAGUACAAGCAGCAGUAUCAACCCAACAACAGCGAACAGACUGCGACUAAAAUAGGCGCCGCCAGUAGCACAACCAGCAACAACAACACCACCACCAGCAGCAGCAGCAGCAGUGGCGACAACAUUUGUGCAAAUGCGCGUCGUCGCGCCACCGAAUGUUGGGCCACCAAAUUGCAAAAUAAACGUCCGCGCUACAAUGAUCCUGGUGCGGCGGCGACAACCUCAAAAACACUCACCAGCAGCAACAGCACCAUAACCAUUGCCAACAACAACAACAGCAAUAGCAGCAACCACUCCAGCACAACAACCACAGCGACAACAGCAACAACAGCGCAUGUUAUUGGUGGCAAUGGUAGUUUCAUUGCCGUCAAUAAGUUGCGCCCAAAGCAACAGCAACAGUUGCCUGUUGGCGUUGUGCUAAAGCAGCAGCCAAAUAAUUUGCGUGCUCGCAUCGCAACAACAACAGCAGCAGCAGCAACAACAUUGGCGACAACAACAGUUGCGAAACGUGACUCGUAUUCACCUACGGAUUUCCAGGUGGAUGAUUUGAUUGAGGAGGAUGACGAUGAGGAUCUGAGUAUGCAUUUUUGAGUGCAGCAGCAAACGAAGCUGGCGCCCAACGUGCGAGCCUAGACACCAGUCACCACAACAGCAAAACACAAACGAAAGUUGCCUAAGCCAAAAUGUUAUGAGAGAAGCAAAGAAACAAAAAACAAAAAAACCAAUUCAAAACAACAAACAAACAAAAACAAACUGUGCUAUUUCAAAACUGUGCUCUUCUAACGCAUUUAACAUAAGCUUAACAUUACGUAAACAGAGUGCACACAAACACAAAACACACCAAUACACUCACACACACACACUACACACACACACAUAGAAGGCAGGCAGCGACAGGAAUUCAAAAUCCAAAUCAAAUAUUUUCUAUACGAUUAACAUGAAAGUAAAACAAACAAGAGCCAAAUAUUUAUGCAUAAGAUUUAUUGUUAAACAAACAAAACAAAACAAGUACUGGAAAUGCAACAACAAAGCAAGUUGAUCAUCAAAUGGUAAAAUGUUACCGUAAACACACACAAACAAACAAACAAAAACACACACAUAUAGACUAACAGCAACAAAUAUCAGCAAUUUGUGAGAGCUUUACGUAUACAGUAAAAAAGGAAAAAAAAACAAAAG